Encephalitozoon hellem ATCC 50504 is the source of this 405-nucleotide messenger RNA. RefSeq lists its product as uncharacterized. The transcript has a single exon. NCBI's taxonomy places the organism in Eukaryota, Fungi, Microsporidia, Unikaryonidae. The record is from RefSeq and is a predicted model, not a curated record. Bases 1 to 405 code for a protein of 134 amino acids.
AUGAAGGGUAUCAAAGUAGUAGCUAUGAUGUUGCUACUAUUCUCUCAAUCAUUCGUCUACGCAUCUACCAAAGGUGAAGAAGGCCACGAGAACCCUGCAUUUUCACCCGAUAAUGGGCCAGAUGAGUCUCAACAAUCCCAUGAUGAUGGAAGCCCAAACUCCCCAGGCGAUGUGGGUGCCCAAGAUUCUCUAGGUGAUGAGGAUGCCUCAAAAGAAACAAGCGAAACCGAAACCGACUUAGCAGUUAGUGCUAGUUACCACCAUGAAUCUACGGAGGAAGUUAAGGACGAUGGUACUACACAUGUCACAGAAUCUACUGAUGCUAGUUGUAGCAUUGACUGUAGCGCCUGUGGUAAUACUAUUUCUCAAGUAGUGUGUGACUAUUUUAGUUGUAGUAUACAAUAA